Molecule: messenger RNA, 1606 nt
Organism: Drosophila virilis
Lineage: Eukaryota; Metazoa; Arthropoda; Insecta; Diptera; Drosophilidae
Source: RefSeq, a predicted model, not a curated record
AAUUUUUUAUGUACAUACAUAUGUAUGUAUAGUAAUCGCAGUGACUCAUUGUCAGUGUAAGAUUUAUUGGGAGUUCGGGUGCUGGCUUACGCCUUAUGUAUGUUAAAUUGUACAUUCGUGCGACAAUGCCAAUGUUGCCAAUAACUGAGUAUCUGGACAGAAAAUGUACAUAAAUUUACGUUAUAUGUGUUUUUCUUGGAUGCCAAAGAAUAAGAGCGAACAACAGAGAAACUAAGAGAUUCCUACUCGUAUUAGUGAGUCGACAGGCAAAUAAAACACAAGGCGAUUAUUUUGCUUUUGUUCACAUGCGCUCUGUGUAAACCAAAGUGACGUCAAAUAACUUUCAAUUAAUUAAGAGUUUAUGCACCUCAAUAAAGCAUAUACAUAUAUAUGUACAUAUAAGAAUCGGUACAGGAAAUGCUUGGCAUAUGUAUAUGCUAGCAAACUUUUUUGACUAAAGAUUGUGAACGUUCUGUAAAAAAGAAACAUACAUACCAGCAAAAUAUUUUGACCAAGAUUGUGAAAGUACUGUUAAACAGAUUUUAUAGUGAACUGAAACACAUAUACAUAUAAAAUAGGCAGAACAAAACUGUUAAGCCAAAUGUACUAUCUUGUGGCGUACAGUUAGCAAUUAUAGCAGCCGAAAGGCUGCAACACAACAAAUUUUAAGAUCAUACUAUAAAUAAAUAUUAAUCAAAGCAGCAAAGCUAGCUGAAUAACCAACAUUGGGACCACUCAAAAAGUACAGCCCAUGUUUAGAUAACCGAUAUAAAUUCUAGUCAAGCCGAACUUUUAAAUAGUGGCAUUUUUUAGCUAUCAGUACACUUGUGACCACCACUCAGUCUGUGAAUUUAAGUCUGGAAUAAAAUUCGAAAUGCAAACGAAUUUUAACAUAAAAAUUACAUAAUCAUCUUUAGUAGUGCUGCUGUUGCAGAGAUUCUAUAAAUCUUAAGACAUUUGAUUCUGCAAUGGUAAAAGGUAACUCUGGGACACUUACAAUGCGUCUCGUUCGAAGUAAAUUUCGCAAACGCGAUGAGCCCCAUAUUGAAUCGAAUAUUAUUGAAAGCAACGAGCAACACGACAAUGAAGACCAUCAUCAGUCUUCAAACAAUUUGGAAGUCUCUGAGGCAAAGAACGCGAACACUUUGAUUAAAGACGGCCACCAGCAUGUAACGUUCUUGCGAACUAGCGGUGUCACUGCAGAAGCUGUUGGACAUGCAGAUGUGGCCGAUAUUCCGGAUUGGACGUUUCCUCCGAAAGCGCCAACUCCGCAUAUCUAUCAUAUAAACCAGGAGAUUUUGAUAGCUAACGAAAAAUUAGGAUUCAGAGGAUUUCGCAAACAAUUCAGUGGCCGGUUUAAGCGUUUAGUUGCUCGAAAACUGGAACCUGCACCAGUGAUACCUCCAGAACUAAAACCGCAACUAAAAUCUAUAUAUGUCUAUUAAGUUAAAAUAAUUUGUGUAAAUAUUUAUGCAUAUACUUAGUUUAUGUGAUAGAUCUAAAACUGGAGACAGCCAAGUAAAAAUGUUCUUAAACUAAACAUAGAAAUGUACAGAUUAACUUUUUAAUAAUAAAAUUCAUACAAUUCAUUAAGAGUGAAGCAGAA